GAACCAUGGCACUGCGCCUUUAAUUCCCGGCUUGGGAGGGGUGCAGUGGAUAAUUUCCGCUCCCCCACUCCCUCCGCGGCCCUGGUGGCAACCGUCACCUGUAAGGCGAGCACCGAGCACGGGCGAUGGAGCCUGGCGCCCAUUGGACAGAAUACAAAGGCAGAAACCUACCCCGAAGACUGGGGGCCUGGCGCAGCGGAGGCGGUGGGCGCGCGCCGCGGCCCCCCGCACCUUUCUCCAGGAGACACCCGGGCCCCGCGGCGCGGGCGUGACCGGGGUCCAGCUUCAUGGUCACGCCCGUCCCGCCUCAGUGAAAACAGGUGAGCGUGGCGGAGGAGGACGUGACUCCCGGAACCUCUGCUCCGGCUAGUCCCAGCGGGCGCGGCGACGUCCACCUGCCCCGGCAGCCGGGAACCGAGGGCGGGUGGCAGGGGGUGGCCUCCGCUCUCCCGCGGGACGGGACUGACCAUGGCGCUAGCCGCCGCGGCCGCCGCCGCGGCCGCCGGAGUGAGCCAGGCGGCCGUGCUGGGCUUCCUGCAGGAACACGGCGGCAAGGUGCGCAACUCGGAUCUGGUGAGCCGCUUUAAGCCGCUCCUGGAUGCCGGCGACCCGCGCGGCCGUGCCGCCCGCAGGGACCGCUUCAAGCAAUUUGUCAACGACGUGGCUGUGGUGAGGGAGUUUGACGGCGUCAAGUUCGUGGUGCUGAGGAAGAAACCUAGGCCCCGGGAGGGACCAGAGCCCCUGGCCUCGUGCGUCCCCGGCACCCCCGCGAUACCAGACCCUCCGUCGAACAUCACUUCCGUCUCACAGGGGGAAACCCCCGGCUCGGGGGUUCCAUCCCUGCCUGCAGAGCAGCAGUUGGUGGAACCACUUGAGGACCCGGCCCAGCCAUUAGAGCCACAGGACACCCCCGGGGAUCCGGCCUCUGAGCCCACUCAGCCGAACGGGGAGCUGUUGUUAGGUCUGGCCCAGCAGUCAGGGGGACCCUCCGACUCCCAGAUUCCAGCCUUUGAGCUAGCCCUGCCCUCUGAGGAACUCUCUGCAGACGUGGCCCCGCCGUCUAGGUCACCGUCGGAGGAGGUCUUGUCCCAAGCGGAGUCGCUGGACCAGGAACCUGGGCAUCGAGCCACGAAAGAAGCUCUACCACUCCCUCGGCACGCGCCGCCGCCAAAGCCCUGCAUGCUGCCGGUGCGCUGCGUUCCGGCCCCCUCCGCCCUCCGGAUCCGGGCCGAGGAACAGGGCCUGCGCCGGCAGCUGUCGGAAGAACCGAGCCCCCGGAGCUCCCCACUGCUGUUGCGGCGGCUCUCGGUGGAAGAGUCUGGCCUGGGCCUCAGCCUGGGCCCGGGCCGCUCCCCACACCUGAGGCGCCUGUCGCGCGCCGGCCCGCGCCUGCUGAGCCCAGACACCGAGGAAGUGCCCGCCGCGCCGCCGCCGUCCGCCGUGCCUCUGGAGCCGACCGAGCACGAGUGGCUAGUGCGGGCGGCCGCGGGCUGCUGGACCCACCAGCUGCACGGGCUGCUGCUGCGCGACCGCGGCCUGGCGGCCAAGCGCGACUUCAUAUCUGGUUUCACGGCCUUGCAUUGGGCCGCCAAGAGCGGAGACCGGGAGAUGGCGCUGCAGCUGGUGGAGGUCGCGCGGCGCGGGGGCGCGCCUGUCGACGUGAACGCGCGCUCACACGGCGGCUACACGCCACUGCACCUGGCCGCUCUGCACGGCCACGAGGAUGCCGCCGUGCUGCUGGUGGUGCGCCUGGGUGCGCAGGUGCAUGUGCGUGACCACAGCGGACGGCGCGCCUACCAAUACCUGCCUCCCGGCGCCUCCUACGCGCUCCGCCGCCUGCUCGGCGACCCAAGCCUUCGAAGCUCUAGCGAGCUCGAUGCUACCGGAGCUAGUGGUGGCACGCUUGCGACCCGGCGCCCGGUGCAAGUGGCUGCCACCAUCCUCAGUUCCACCACCAGCGCGUUUCUGGGUGUCCUGGCCGACGACCUGAUGCUCCAAGACCUGGCUCGGGGCUUGAGGAAGUCAGGCUCCUUGAGCAAGUUCUUGGGUGCCUCGCCCAUGGCUCCACGUAAAAAGCCUAAGACCCGCAGUGGCCUACCGGCUUUUUCAGAAAUCUCUCGUCGACCUACUCCGGGGCCCUUCGCUGGGCUAGUGCCCAGCCUGCCUCCCACAACCUGACAGUCCCUGAGGCUCAGCUUGGUUGAUGUAACCCAGCCUGCCCCUCAGUCCAAGCCUGCCCAGAACAGUGGCUCAACACCUGUGGCUACAUCCUAUUUCCAGCUUUCUCCACUGCAGCCUGUUUUACCCAGGUGGGCCUACGCCUCUAGCUUCUGCGUGAAGCUUGAUCUGUCUGCGAAGAUGGGAAUCAAGAUCUGAGAGAGCGCCACCUAUAACAAAUUCCAGAAAUCAGGCUUGAACUUGGGAGACUUGAAUUUUAGGAUCAGAAGUUAAGGGCCCCUGCAUGAGUUACCCGGACCUCUGCAUCUACACACUCCCAAGCCAGAACUAGAGCAAGGGUUUCUAAAUGUUGUGUGGUGUUGGAUAGUUUGUGAGCUUUAAGAUACAGAGUGGUUUUGUAAUCUGAUGCUUUUAUCCUAUUUUUAAAUUGAAAUGAGGUAAAACAAUUUUCAUAAUAGCCUUUUGAAAUUAUAUUUUUCCAUUUUUAGGCAAAAUGCUCAUUUUCAAUCUUUUGCUAAAUAUUUUGGAGUUCUAUUUAAAAAACAGAUGAUCAAGAUCUAAAGGAAAUUAGUCCCAACCAACAAAACCCUUAAACCUUUACCUACCUCAUUUUAGGCGUUCAAGAUUCUAGAGAGUCUUGGAGACAGAAUGUGACCAUUGUGAAUGUAAUUAAUUUCAGUUGUGCUGUGAAUGCUAAAUAUUAGGAAGCAAGUGCAUCUUGGGAGAAAGAAUGAUUUAACUGAGAGAAAGAGGCAUUUUGGCAAAUACUUUUAAUUUGUGGUUGUCUUUAUGAUGAAAUACAAAAUGUCUUUGGCACUGGUGGGUGAUUUUUUUUGAUUUGGCAUGAAUCUUUAAUUUUUUAAGUGUGAUUUAUUUGUGAAUGCACCAUUGUGCCAUGUUCCUGAAUCUGGUUUUUCAAAUCUGGCUGAGCCUUUCGAUGCAGUACGUAAAUAUUCAAAGAAAAAAAUGUCAUAGCAUUACACCAGAAAAAUAACUGGUUAAAUAAUAGUGGGUACACUUAAAGAGCUACUAUUUUAUGUGAAAAUUCUAUAAAAACAAAAAGUAUGUUACAUCCAUCUUUAAAAGCCAUCUGAAAGCGGGCGCCUGAGUGGCUCAGUAGGUUGAGCGUCUGACUUCAGCCCGGGUCGAGCCCCGCGUCGGACUCUGUGCUGACAGCUCAGAGCCUGGAGCCUGCUUGGGAUUCUGUGUCUCCCUCUCUCUCUGCCCCUCUCCUACUCAUGCUCUGUCUCUCUCUCUCUGUCAAAAAUAAAUAAUCAUAAAAGCCAUCUGAAAGCAAACAACUUAUUCCAAAAUAGCAAAUGCAGAAUUUCUUUGCUCAGUGAACUUAGAGGAAUGGCCUAACUUCCCCAGACAUUUGCUCACAUCUAUAAUUGCAAAGGUUUGUAGAUAUCACCAAGAGGUCCCAGGCUCAACACAUUGUAACUAUAGUGGCUCUUUUUGUCUUUGAAAGAUGGGGAAUCUAUUUGCUCAACCAGCCUUUUUGUGUAUCUUAUUGUGGUAAUGCUCUGCUUUUGCGAACUGUGUCUGCAUGUCAUUACUUCUAUCAAAUAGUUCUUGUGGCAGAGGAGAGUGCGGCUCCUCCCUUCUAUAUGUAUCAGUGAGGCAUCUGACAUUAUUUAAGGCAAUCCUUAAUGGAAUGUUUUGAUUUAAGCAAUGAAAUAAACAAGUCUCUCAUUUUGUU
Messenger RNA from Felis catus (domestic cat), 3880 nucleotides. RefSeq names its product sosondowah ankyrin repeat domain family member A (gene SOWAHA). Lineage: Eukaryota; Metazoa; Chordata; Mammalia; Carnivora; Felidae. The record is from RefSeq and is a predicted model, not a curated record. The coding region runs from base 469 to 2178 and encodes 569 amino acids. The transcript has a single exon. Gene Ontology annotation, molecular function: protein binding.